CUCAGCUGCAUCUGACUAUUGCUGGGAGUCCUUCUUGUGUCCAUCCUCAUGAUGCUGUGGUCACUUCUUCUGGUCUUUGCUCCGGCAACUGUCCAGUCUUACUGGCUGAGCAUCUACAUGCCACGUGAUGCUUAUGAAGGAGACCAGGUGGUAAUAAGGUGCUCUGGGAAUAAUAAUGGUCAAAUAAGAAGACUAAAGUUCUACAAGGAUGGAGCUCAGCUCGCCACUUACAGUAGUGCCUCAAGCUAUACCAUUUCCAAUGCAAAGCGCAGUGAUAGCGGCUCCUAUUACUGUAAAGCAGACAGAGAACUUUUCCUAUUUGUAGAUGUGACGGAAGAAACAAACUCUGUGUGGCUCAGUGUCCGAGAGCUGUUUCCUGCACCUAUGCUGACAGCCAGCCCCACCCGGCCCACCGAGGGGAGCUCAGUGACCCUGACCUGUAGCACCCGGCUCCCUUCAGAUAGAUCAACCACCCAGCUACACUUCUCUUUCCUCCGAAGCGGCCACACCCUGCAGUCAGGCUGGAGAUCAGCAUUUAACAUCUCAGCAAUUUGGAAAGAAGCUUCGGACUACUACCAAUGCAAGGCAAAGACAGCAUCUCACAGUGUUUCCAAGAGCAGUGCACAGUCCUAUCUCGACGUGCAGAGGAUCCCUGUGUCUCAAGUCUCCAUGGAGACCCAACCUCCAGGAGGCCAGGCGGUUGAAGGGGAGACACUGGUCCUUGUCUGCUCCGUGGCGGAAGGCACAGGGUACACCACGUUCUCCUGGCACAGGGAGAACAUGAAGGAGAGUCUGGGGAGGAAAACUGAGCGUUCCCAGAGAGCAGAGCUGGAGAUCCCUGCCAUCAGGGAGAGCCAUGCCGGCGGCUACUACUGCACAGCUGACAACAGCUACGGCCCUGUCCACAGUGAGGUGGUGACCAUCACCGUGAGAGUUCCAGUGUCCAGUCCUCUCCUCACCUUCAGUGCUCCUGGAGCCUUGGCCUUCGUGGGAGAUGUAGUAGAGCUUCAUUGUGAAGACAGUAGAGCAUCUCCCCCCAUUCUGUACUGGGUUUUUCAUGAAAAUAUCACCAUGGGGAAGGCCUCAGCACCACUUGGAGGAGGAGUAUCCUUCAACCUGUCUCUGAGUGCCUGGCAUUCUGGGAACUACUCCUGUGAGGCGGACAAUGGCUGGGGAUCCAAGCGAGGUGCGGUGGUAACACUCCAUGUCAAAGAGGCCCCUCCCAAAGUCCGUCUGACAAACGGUGCCCACCGCUGCGAAGGACGGGUAGAGGUGGAACGGGAAGGCCGCUGGGGCACUGUGUGCGAUGACGGUUGGGACCUGAAGGAUGUGGCCGUAGUGUGCCAAGAGCUGGGCUGUGGAGCAGCCAAGCACACCCCUGCAGCCAUGCUGUACCCACCAGCGGCAGGCACGGCCCUGCCUGUGCUCAUUCAGGUGGCCCUGUGUAACGGGACAGAGCAGGCCCUGGCUGCCUGUGAGCAGGUGGACACCUUUGACUGUGGCCAUAAUGAGGAUGCUGGGGCUGUGUGUGAAGGCAUAAAGCAUAUACAAAAAAGCAGUACACAAUAAAGAAAUAAAUCAUCCAAAAUCCCCAUACACAAAAGUAGCUGCUGUUCUGGUACUUGCAAGGUUUAAUAAAUAAUAAAUGUACAAAUGAAUACAUAUUUGAAUUUAUUAUUCUAUAGGCUGUACAUUAUAGUGCUUAUUAAAUUUAACUAUACAGUGUUAAAGGAAACCCACAGAGAAAACACGCACACACAUAUGUGUGUGCUAUCUUGAAAUUUGAGUAAAAAUUUUUUAAUCCUAAAAUUGACCUUUCAAGGAAGAUUCUAGCUGGUGCUGGUGUCUCACACUUGUAAUCCUAGCUAUUCAAGAAUCUAAGAUGUGAAAGUCAAAGUUUGAAGACAUCCUGGGCAGAAAAGUCUAUGAGACUCUUAUCUCCAAUUAAACGGCAAAAUGCCAGAAGUAGAGGUGUGGCUCAAGUAGUAGAGCACUAGCCUUGAGUGAAAAAUAGCUUGGGGCUCAGUAUCAGCACAAGAGCCAGUGAGCAAGCAAGAAAGCAAGGAAGAAA
Messenger RNA from Dipodomys spectabilis (banner-tailed kangaroo rat), 2071 nucleotides. RefSeq names its product Fc receptor-like protein 2. The record is from RefSeq and is a predicted model, not a curated record. Gene Ontology annotation, molecular function: transmembrane signaling receptor activity. Gene Ontology annotation, biological process: cell surface receptor signaling pathway. Lineage: Eukaryota; Metazoa; Chordata; Mammalia; Rodentia; Heteromyidae. The transcript has 8 exons. The coding region runs from base 49 to 1569 and encodes 506 amino acids. Gene Ontology annotation, cellular component: membrane.